UCACUUCCUGUUUUCAGUUGUCUUGUCUGCUAGUGCACGUGUACGAAGCAUUGUUGCUUUCUUAAAGUUAUUUUACUUAUAAACAAUUUAUUACUGAGAAGUAUACUUUUCCACUAUAAAAAAAUGGAUUUAGAUCAAUCUGGAAAAGAUGUUGAAGAUAUGGAUACAACGGAGGUGAAGGAAAUGAAUUAUGAGGACAAGCUUGGCUUUGUUAAUGCCAUUUCUCAGCCUAUGGCUCCAAAAAAGUUAACGAAAAAGAUCUACAAAUGUAUUAAAAAAGCAUCAAAGCAUAAAACUUUUGUUCGAAACGGACUCAAGGACGUACAGAAAUGCAUUCGAAAAGGAGAGACAGGGAUUGUGGUAUUCGCAGGCGAUGUUUUCCCAAUAGAAAUAAUGUGUCAUUUACCAGUGGUUUGUGAAGAUAAAAAUAUCCCCUAUUGUUAUACGCCAUCGAGGACUGAUAUUGGCUCAGCAAUGGGAGUCAAGAGAGGCAGUCUAAUGGUUCUUAUCAAAGAACAUCCAGAUUAUCAAGAGCUUUACGACGAAAUUAAAAGUGCGAUGGUAACACUUUCUACACCACUUUAGUUUAUAUAGAAUUUAUUUACAUAUCGUUAUCCACUAAAUUUACAUUUAUUUUUAAUGUACAAAAUAACUUACAUUUUAUAAAAAAUACAAAAUAUUUCUAAUAAAA
Messenger RNA from Leptopilina heterotoma, 691 nucleotides. It is a transcript of the gene NHP2, whose product is annotated as H/ACA ribonucleoprotein complex subunit 2-like protein. Gene Ontology annotation, cellular component: box H/ACA snoRNP complex. The transcript has 3 exons. Gene Ontology annotation, molecular function: box H/ACA snoRNA binding. The record is from RefSeq and is a predicted model, not a curated record. Gene Ontology annotation, biological process: rRNA pseudouridine synthesis; snRNA pseudouridine synthesis. Bases 124 to 585 code for a protein of 153 amino acids. Lineage: Eukaryota; Metazoa; Arthropoda; Insecta; Hymenoptera; Figitidae.